Molecule: messenger RNA, 1765 nt
Organism: Grus americana (Whooping crane)
Lineage: Eukaryota; Metazoa; Chordata; Aves; Gruiformes; Gruidae
Gene: SPATA6
Product: spermatogenesis associated 6
Exons: 13
Coding region: 129-1694 (521 amino acids)
Biological process (GO): motile cilium assembly; spermatogenesis
Molecular function (GO): myosin light chain binding
Source: RefSeq, a predicted model, not a curated record
GGCGCAGGGCCUUGUGGGAAGGAGGGGAAGCUGUACCGGAGCGGGGAGCUGGCCCCGCCGGGGGAGUGCGGAGCGGCAGCCCGCGGGGCGCGAGACCGGCCCGGCCGUUGCUCGCCCGCCCGCGAGGGAUGGUGCGCAUGCGCGGCGCGGGCCGGAAGCGCCCCGGUUGCCGUGACGACGGCGUCGGCCCCGCGGCGCGGCUGAGCCGGAGCGGGCUGGGAAGCGGCGGGCCCCUGCCCUGGCCCGCCCGCCCGCCCAUGCCGCGGAAAGCGCUGCUCUGCGUCCUGCAGCUGGACGUCCGCUCGAUAACUUGCCCUGGAGUGCUGCUGAAAGACAAAGAGGAACUUUAUCUCAGUGUCUCUGUACUUGGGCAGUACAAAAAAACUCAAUGCGUCCCUGCAGCGUUUCCACUCUUCUUUCAAGAAAAACUAGUAUUUGAAAAGGCAUUUGCUGACAUAGUUGAUCCUGGAGACCUUGUGGAGUUACUGGAACUUGACACAGCAGUACUUGAACUAAUACAGCUUGUUCCUCCAGUAGGAAAAAUUCUAGCUACAUAUGAAGAAAAUACAAGAGAUUUCCUGUUCCCUGACCCUAAGCUUACCCGUGGGCACCAUGGUUUAGAUCGUGAGAUUUUAAUGAAGAGGUCCUCUUCUUUUACAGGAAUUGCACCAAAAUUGAGAUUUUCUACAAGCUCCCUUAUUACAGAAAGUCUGUUAAGCUCAGGAAGGAGUCACAUACAGGGUGAUUUGAAUUGGGUACAUCACUCAACCCCAGAUGGAAAAUUGCAAACAAAGUUACCAAAGAAAAAUACUCCUUCGCCUGAAAAGAGCAAGCACAGCUUAGCAACAAAGAACUACGAGCAGCCUACAAUAGCUUCUAAAUCACGCUCUCCAUCUCCAUACACAAAAAGACGAAUGUGUGAGCUAUCAGAAGAAGCCAGGCAGCGACUGGCCCAUUUAAAUCUUGGUCCUUAUGAAUUCAGAAGAGAAACCGAUAAACCUCCAUUCGUAGUUAGACGGGUUGAACAACCAAGUCCUAGUAUUAAACUUCAUGCCUGGUGUCCCACACGAGAAAGCACAGUGGAAGCCUGGACCAAGACAGACCAUGAUCCUUCUCUUCUUGGCAGCUACAGACCCAAGAAAGCCAAAGCAAAAUCUACUCAUGGAAAAGACUUCGACAGUUCUGAUGUUUGCCGUGAGGAUGUGAUCUCAGAUCCACCCAACAGACAGUCCCAUUCUGCUGGAUCAUUACAGCAUUCAGCACCUCCAGCAUUUCAGAAGCACUCUCUAAGUUCUGUGCUAAAUCGAUCCUCUCUAAGGGAAAGAUUUAGCUCGGGAUGGCCUUCACCAGCAAAUGGGGAUGAGAUCCAUAAAAGAGUGAAAAAUAUUUUAAGGACACACAGUGCUAGACAGCGCCUAAUAUUUGAUGAGAGUAACUCAUCAAAAGGAGACUUGAUUAAGACAAGAGAAUCUUCGCAUAAAGCACCCUUAUCCAUGAGUGAACUGCAGAGCGGUUCACCAGUGCAGCAGAACACUACUGUUCACUUGGAUAAUGGUGAAUAUUGGUCUAGUCAUGCAGCUGUAUACAAAGGGAAGCCUCACAGAGCGAUCUUUGAGGAGAGUCUCGAGAAAAUAUAUAGAAACAUGUACCUAAAAGCUUCUGGCACUGUUUCAGACCAAAAAACGGACUCCUGAUAGCAAUUCACCUGGAAAUGCACAGUACACAGUGUUCAUAUUUGUAAUGAAGCCUUUUUUUAUAUAACAAA